Molecule: messenger RNA, 4158 nt
Organism: Ustilago hordei
Lineage: Eukaryota; Fungi; Basidiomycota; Ustilaginomycetes; Ustilaginales; Ustilaginaceae
Exons: 1
Coding region: 1-4158 (1385 amino acids)
Biological process (GO): rRNA processing; tRNA export from nucleus
Cellular component (GO): CURI complex; UTP-C complex; small-subunit processome
Source: RefSeq, a predicted model, not a curated record
AUGCCCGGCGUCAAGAGAAAGGCCGAAGCCUCGACCUCCACACCUUCAUCUUCAAAACAUACAGCCAGCCCAUCAGCACGAUCCAGACCACAGUCGACGCCUACUUUGUCACGUAAGCCCAACAACGGAACCAUUUACAUGGAUGAUAGCGAUAACAAUGAUGGCUUCGAUGAUGGCGAGGACUUGCUUGAUUCGGCCUUGCAUGGAACCGGCUCAGCUGCUCUGCCAGAUGCAUCAGACGAUGAUGACGAGGACAGCGAAGAGGACGAUGAGGAGCACGAGGACGAGGAAGCUUCUGAGGCCGCAUCACAGGACGAGGUUGAGCUCGCCUCAGAUCAAGAUGAUGACGAUGAUGAUCAAGUUGACAGCGAUGAUGAGGAGGAGGCAGAGGACAGCUACGAUCACGUGGAGCCUGGCGAGGCUGAGCUCAUGUCAGACGAGGACAUGGACGGCGGUUUCGAAGAUCUCGAAGCUGAUGGCGACGACAACGGUACAGCCGGUGCACAAGCUGCUUCAGCUUCUGAGAACGCAACUGCUGCAGCAUACGAGUCUCGCAGAACCGCUAAGAGCGCACUCUACGCUCUCCCGACAACUGCAGAAAUGCAAGGACUGAAGGAGACUGGCGAGCUGUUCAAGAACAAUGUCUUCAGGCUCAAGGUCGACGAGAUGCUUCCCGAAGUGCGUCCCGCAUAUCACAAGGCCAGCGCGCUCGAUCUUGUCCUCCGCAGGCUGCAUCAGCUUUUCGAGUCUCUCGCUCCCAUUGACCCCAAGCCCGUUGGCGAGGCGAUCAAAGGCUUCCAAAGGCACACUUCCGGCUCUAAAGUCCGCAUUCCCUUUCCCGACCCAGCUCCCAAGACCGACGCCAACUACAAGCUUGGCUUUGAGAAGCCUUCCGCCAUGCACCUCGUCGGCAGCUGGCCACUCAAGUCCGCUGCUAAACGCCCAGAAGGGAUUGACGUCGACGUUGCCGCUGUCAUGCCAUCAAGCCUCUUCCAGCCCAAGGACUACGUCAACUUCCGAUACUUCCACAAGAAGGCAUUCUACCUCGCAGCGCUCGCACACGCCAUCCAGACCGCAGAGGACGAGCAUGACGUUCACCUCGGAAUCACUGCCUCGUUUGCGCUAGUCGACUCGGAUCCACGACGACCCAUUUUGAUGCUCAAGCCGAUUCACGACAAGUCCGAGACGGAUUUCUCCAAGCUCAAGUGCAACAUUCGUAUCCACCCUUCCAUAGAGCCGGACACCUUCAAGCCUAUUCACCUAGGCCCUCUGCGCAGUAACGUCCGUGUAGCCGCCACAGACGCUGCAGAAUCCUCUACCGGUGCUGCUUCGAGCGCAGCCGCAGCUACACCUCGCUACAAUGCCGCGGUUCUCGCCGACACACUGCAUCUUCCCCACCUCGUCUACUUACACAAGGUAGCACAAGCUUGCCCUGCUUUCGCGGACGCAUGCCUGCUGCUCAAGACAUGGGCCUUCCAGCGUGGAUUUGGUUCUGGUGGACGUUCCAACCCAAAGCGCUCCGAAGAGGACUGCCGUCGACUUGUAGCCGGUACUGCCUCUUUGCGCUUCAUCCUUGCCAUGAUCCUUGCUCACCUCUUACAAGGCGAGGAGAAACGUGCUUCAGGCAAGCGAGACACGACCAAUGCGGGACGAAGCAAGCUCGCCAACAGCUUCUCCAGCUACCAGCUCUUCCGUGGUGUCAUGGACUGGCUUGCAAAGCACGACUUCCGCGUCAAUGCUUCGUUCAUGAAGUCUAUGCCAGAGGCUGGUCUCGUUUCAAGGUCAGACAAGGUGCCGCGAGAGGACUUCAGCAAAGUCUUCGACCGUGUUCUGGUUGACCCUAGCGGAACACUGAACCUGUUUGCCUUUGUCCCUACUGGGUCGGUUGACCUGCUGCAAUACGAGGCGAGGAGGACGUUCGAAAUGCUCAACGAUCCCAGCUCGGAUCACUUUGAUGCCCUGUUCUUGCAAGAUCGAACUGCCGCACCGUUCACUUUCGACGAAGUAGCCCGUAUCGAUCUGCCUGUCUCUGCUGCCAAGUCCACCGUAAAGGACAAGAGCAACGGCGUCGGUGUAUCAACAUCAACACCAACCCAACGCGCAGACUUCGGCACUUCGUUCCAAGCCGCUAUGAUCCAAGUCAGCACCACCGCUUCGCGUGCACUCGAAGGUCGAACCAAACUCGUUGCGCUCCUGCAUCCAGCGACAGGGGGUCUCGCUGGAAUCUGGCGACUUGACGGCUCCAGGCCAGCAGCCUCGAGCGAUGCUGAGAUCGGUCUCGUCCUCGACGGCGAGCAGGCUUGGAGGAUGGUCGAGCACGGCCCUUCAAGCCAGGAAACCGAGAAAGCGGAACAAUUCCGUGCAUUCUGGGGUAAGAUGUCUGAGUUGCGUCGAUUCAAGGAUGGUCGAGUGCUGGAGAGUGUGGUAUGGCCCGUCACCACGCAAGCUUCGCGCUUUGCCAUCCCACGACGCAUUCUCUCCUACGCACUCUACCGCCACCACGCCAUCCACGAGUCGCAGAUCCAUUUUGUCUCUUCCAACUUCGAGUCGCUGCUUGAAACCGACACAACCCUCGCUAGGACCGCACAUUUGGUCAGCACCGAAGAUAAAGGCUUUACCCUCGUCCAAUCCGCAUUCGACCAGCUAUCCAAGGAUCUGCGCGCGCUUGAAUCUCUACCACUCUCCAUUAUUUCCAUUUCGCCUGCUUCUCCCGGCUUGCGAGGAACAAGUACAUUCGUCCCAGCUCCCAUCAACCUUGAGCUGCUCGGCGAUCGCAUCCCCGACUCUGCAUCCUACUUGCCCGUCCAGGACAUUAUCAUCACCUUCGAAGGCUCCGGCAAGUGGCCCAAUGAGCUUGCCGCGAUUCAGGCUAUGAAGGCUGCCUUCCUCGAGCGCAUGUGUCUCGAAAUCAGCAACAAGAUCGCCAGCACCACUUGCCGCGUUGUCUUUGACCCGAACGCCACAUCGAAGAUGGAGGAUCAGUGCAGUUUGGAGUUGAUUCUUGGGAACGGCUUUGCUUUCAGGGCAAGCAUCAUGCACAACAGGGAGAAGGUGUUGCUCGAGCGCAUCCUGGCUGACCGAUUCGAGUCGGCCGGUGCCAAGCGGCGCGCAAGGAAGAUCCUUCACGAGUGGCAACGUCGAUUCGAGGCAUUGCCUUUGCACCAUUCCUACAUUGCCUCGAUGGGUCAUCGUUUCGCCUCAUUCGGUGGAGCAGUGCGAUUGACGAAGCGUUGGCUGGCUAGUCAGAUGCUCUCGUCGCCCGCCAUCCCAGAGGAGCUCAUUGAGCUUGUGUGCGCUGCAGCAUACCUGUCUCCGGAGGAAGGAGCGCCAGCUUCGGCAGUAGCAGGUCUUUUGAGAAUUCUGCGACUGCUAGCCAACUGGAGAUGGAAAGAAGAGCCUUUGAUGGUCCCCAUUCAGGCAGUCAUUGAUUCAGCCGAAGCCAAGUCCAUCUACACCUUCCCCGCCGAGAUGCGCACCGAAGUCGAAACUCACUUCAACGCCGCACGAGGCAGUGACCCUUCCAUGAUGCAUCGCGCAUGGUUUGUCGCCACCGAGACAGAUCUUGAAGGCCUUGCAUUUGGCCGCAAAGGUCCGGUAGGAGGCAUAGCGGACGGAGUCAAGAAGCUCGCCAAAGCAGCUGUCUGCGUGCUCGAAGAAGCCACGUCACUCACCGAAGAGGAAGUUCUCGCUCUCUUCACUCCUUCCCUCGACCACUACGACUUUGUCAUCCACCUCAAGCCCUCGGUGCUCCCUCGUUACAGCGAGAAUGUUCGCGCAGAUCCAAGCGUGUGGGGCGGCAAACGGACCAAGUAUGCUAACGACGCAAAUGCGAGCGUCAACGCCGGUGAUACACGGCUCGGUUCAACGCCCAAGCCAGGCUUCGAUCCAGCUGAGUCCUUCCUCGCUAUACUUAGAGGACUCUACAGCGAUUCGUUCAGGUUGUACCACGACAAGCACGGUGGUAGCGUGAUCGGCGGCCUGUUUAACCCUUCGCUGGAUAGGGAGAGGGACUUCAAGGUAGGACUUGGAUUCUCUUCUUGCCCCACAAGCUCAAAGGCUGAGAAGACGCAGGUGCAGUUGAACAAGGUCGCUAUUAUGGCUGAGAUCGAGAGGCUGGGUGAAGGGUUGGUUGAGAAGGUCGAGGUUAGGAACGCUUAG